Molecule: messenger RNA, 432 nt
Organism: Dentiscutata erythropus
Lineage: Eukaryota; Fungi; Glomeromycota; Glomeromycetes; Diversisporales; Gigasporaceae
Source: the annotation of a GenBank genome assembly
AUGAUUCGAUUCAUUCUAGUUCAAAAUCGUCAAGGUAAAACCCGACUUUCAAAAUGGUACGUACCAUACGAAGACGAAGAAAAAGUAAAAUUAAAAGGUGAAGUUCAUAGACUCAUUGCACCGAGAGAUCAGAAGCAUCAAUCAAAUUUUGUAGAGUUUCGUAAUUAUAAAAUCGUAUAUCGUCGAUACGCUGGUUUAUUUUUUUGUGUAUGCGUGGACGCUAAUGAUAAUGAAAUAGCUUAUCUAGAAGCUAUACAUUUCUUUGUUGAAGUUUUGGAUGCAUUUUUUGGAAACGUUUGUGAAUUAGAUUUGGUUUUUAAUUUUUACAAAGUUUAUGCAAUUCUAGAUGAAGUAUUUUUAGCAGGAGAAAUUGAAGAGACUAGUAAAAACAUUGUAUUAACACGAUUAGACCAUUUGGAUAAGCUAGAAUAA